AUUACAACUCACUGAAAUAGCUUCAAAUCUGUUGCCAAUCAGCGUGUGUACACCCCACGACCGAAUUCUACUAGUUUGUCUGAUUUUAUACGUGUUUUCCGCUAGUUCUACACCCUUGUACAAGCUAAUAUAGCCUUUCCCACUACCAUUAACUAUGGCCAGUCAACAGGAUCCGUGGAACUCACAACGGCCUUUGGGUCAACAGUUUAAUCGUCAACAUCCUCCGGUGUUACCCCCACCGGCCUCCUUAGAAACAGGCGGCCAAUUCUACCCUCUCCCCAGCUUAGCCAGCUUGGGUAACCCUCAGGGUCACAGCUUUAGUAUUCCAUCAAUUAACUCCAAUGACUCUGAUCCCAAUAGACCUCAAGAUAUAAGAAGAACUUCUGGUUCAGCCACUCAAUUACCUCCCCCAGCAUCAAUUGCUCCUGAUCCUCAAUCUCAAGUACCUCCACCUCCACCUCAAUCUCAAGGUCCACCACCUCCACCUCAACAACCAAUUGCUGGAAUUCCUAAUAGAUCAACUACUACCAGUGUAUAUCGUCCAUUAAAUGUUAAAGAUGCCUUAUCAUAUUUAGAUCAAGUUAAGAUUCAAUUCUAUAAUCAGGCGGAUGUAUACAAUAACUUUUUAGAUAUUAUGAAAGAUUUUAAAUCUCAAAGUAUUGAUACUCCUGGAGUUAUUGAUCGAGUCUCCAGUCUCUUUCGUGGUCAUCCUAAUUUGAUUCAGGGCUUUAAUACUUUCUUACCUCCUGGGUAUAGAAUCGAAUGUUCUUUAGAUCCUUCUGAUCCUAAUCCUAUUAGAGUCACAACUCCUACGGGGACCACUACGAGACCUAAUCUUGAUAUGACUCAGAGAUGGAAUGGUGAACCAGUACAACAACAGGCACAAGCACAAGCACCACUACCACCAACUCAACAACAGCAACAACAACAACCAUCGCAAGACGAUGUCAACCAGCCCGGUGGCCAGAUUGAGUUCAACCAUGCCAUUUCAUAUGUCAACAAGAUCAAAACAAGAUUUGCUAAUCAACCGGAUAUCUAUAAACAAUUCUUGGAGAUUCUUCAAACCUACCAACGUGAACAGAAACCCAUUAGUGAAGUAUAUGAACAAGUGACAGUAUUAUUUGCCAACUCCCCUGAUCUUCUUGAUGACUUUAAACAAUUCUUACCGGAUACUUCUAAUCAAGCAUAUCCUGCACAAGUGGCUGCACCAUCUGAUGGUUAUUAUAAUGGUACUGGAGCUGGAGCUGGAACUGCAACUGGAUCUGGUCCAUCUCAAUUACCUCCUGUAGGUAAUUUCCAACAACCACCUUCAGCAGGUUAUAAUGGACCUCAAGGUCCUUAUGGACAAAUGACUUAUCCUCCAACUACAGGUAGUCCUGAACCUCAUGAAGAUAUGAGGAAAAAGAAGUCUGUAUCUGAAGGUUAUGCCUAUGAUACUAAUUAUAAUCAAGAAGCUCAAGUGUCUGGCGUAAGGUCCGGUAUUCAACCAGUUGGUAAGAUUAGUUCUAAAUCUCCUGGAGCUAAAAAUGGACCUGGUAUUACUGGUACCAAUACCUCCACUACCACUACCAGUACUACUAGUACUAUUGGUACUACCUCUACCACUACAGUAGCUAAUACAGCUGCUCCAACUUUAGUACCUGGAAUUCCAGAACCAGUACCUGCUUCAGGUACAGUUAAUGUAUCAUCACUUCUGGAAGAAAUCUCAUUUUUUGAUAAAGUCAAGAAAGCCAUUGGCAAUAAACAAACUUAUAAUGAUUUCCUUAAAGUCUUAAACCUUUUCUCUCAGGAUAUCAUUGAUAAACAUACAUUAAUUGAACGAGUUGAAGGAUUUAUUGGAGAUACACAUCCCGAUUUACUUAAUUGGUUUAAAAUCUUUGUUGGUUAUGAAGAGAAACCCCUUCAUAUCGAGAAUAUCACCUUUAAGAAACAUCAAUUAGAAUUAUCUUUAUGUAAAGCUUAUGGACCCUCAUAUCGUCAAUUACCUAAAGCAGAAACUUAUAUGCCAUGUUCAGGUCGAGAUGAAAUGUGUUGGGAAGUUCUUAAUGAUGAAUGGGUUGGACAUCCUACUUGGGCUUCAGAAGAUUCAGGAUUUAUAGCUCAUCGUAAGAAUCAAUAUGAAGAGAUUCUCUUUAAGAUUGAAGAAGAACGAUUAGAAUUUGAUUAUUAUAUGGAAUCUAAUUUAAGAACCAUUCAAACUUUAGAAACUAUUGCUAAUCGGAUAGCUAAUAUGAGUCCUGAACAAAAGGCUAAUUUUAAAUUACCUCCUGGUUUAGGACAUAAUUCCACAACUAUCUAUAAGAAAGUUAUUCGGAAAGUUUAUGAUAAAGAUCGAGGAUUUGAAGUGAUUGAUGCUCUUCAUGAGAAUCCUGCUAUAGCUGUUCCUAUAGUACUUAAAAGACUUAAACAAAAGGAUGAAGAAUGGAAGAGAGCUCAACGAGAAUGGAAUAAAGUAUGGCGAGAAAUGGAACAGAAGGUAUUUUUCAAAUCUCUUGAUCAUUUGGGAUUAUCAUUUAAACAGGCUGAUAAGAAACUCUUGACGGUUAAACAAUUGGUUAGUGAAAUAAGUACCGUUAAAGUCGAACAACAGAAUAAGAGAUUACAUCCAUUAACUCCUAAACCUCAAGAACAAUUACAGUAUACGUUUGGUGAUGAACAAGUGCUCUUUGAUAUCUUGAAAUUGGCUGAUGUGUUCAUCAAUAGAACAUCCAAUUAUAGUUCGAAUGAUCGAGAAAAGCUUAGUCAAUUCUUUCAAUUCUUUGUAUCUCUCUUCUUUGGUAUUCCACCUGAAGUUGUUGAGAGUGGAGUAGCUUCUAGAGGCAAAGUUGAGAAGGAAAAGGAGAAAGCUGUUGAAAGAGAACGAGAAAGAGAUUCAGAGACUGAUGAUAUUCUGGAAUCUUCAGAUAGUACAGUCAAUUCCAAAAAGAGAGGUAGAGAAUCAGACUUGUUACGGAAUGUGCUUAAGAAACAAUCGACUAAAUCCAAGAAAGAAGAUCGUGGUGAUUCUCCUACACCUCAAGCUGCUGUGGAAGAAGAUAAUGAAGUUCUUGAUGAACUUGAGAAGUCGAGUGAAGUAUGGAUUAAGACUGCCAACACCAAAUUCUCGCUUAAGUAUGAUGGAAUCCAAGAAACAGCUAGAGAUAAGUAUAUCUUAUUCUGUAAUACCACCAUCUACGUAUUCUUCCGUCAUUUACGAACACUUUACGAUCGAUUAUUGGAAGUUAAGAGUAUGAAUGAAGUGGUUAGUAAAGAGAUACGUAAUCGUAAACAUCCUCAAUUCGCUAAGGAUUUGAAUUUAUUACCUCAUCAACUUGAAGAUAUGGGGAUAGAAAUUGUCGGCACUAAGAAUUGUUAUAAACAAGUAUUGGAAUUACUGGAACGAUUAAUUGAAGGAGAUAUUGAUCAUCAAUGGUAUGAAGAAACCUUACGUCAAGGUUAUAGAAACAGAGCCUAUAAGUUAUAUACGGUUGAUAAAGUAGUUCAAGCGUUAGUUAAACAUAUGCAUAGUAUGAUUAGUGAUUCUCGAACUUCAGAAAUGAUGGUAUUAUUUGAAAGUGAUCGUACUAAUCCAACAUCUACAGCUAAGGAUCAAAUACUUAAUAGAAUGCAUGUAAGACUGCUUAUGGCCAGUGAUGAACAUAUGUUUAAAAUCACUUAUCAACCUCUGACUACGAGUGUUAAUAUUCAAUUUGUUGGAUUGGAUGAUUUAACCAUUAAUGAUCAUGAGAAUGCUGAAGAAAAGUAUAAUUAUUAUGUUACCAGUUAUAUUAUGCUGCAUCCUACAGAAGGUGUAGCUGCAUCUAAACUUAAUAUGCCAUUUGCUCGAUCAUUUAUUGAUGCUGUGGAUGAAGAUCAAUGUGUAGGCCGAGCUUAUUCCGGAUUAAAAGUAUCGAUUUGUGAGAAUUCUUAUCGACUCUUCUUUGAAGCCAAUAGUCAUGAUGAGUUUAUUGCUGACUCUGUAUAUACGAGAAAGCCCGAAGAACCUUCUCGUAAGGAUAAGGUAGAGAUGUUACGUAAGUUGGUGGAUGAUGAAGAAGUGGGGUGGAAGAAGAAUGGAGGAGAUGGAGAUGAGGAGAGAGUGAGGGUGUUGUUUGCUAAGGGAGUCAAGGCAUACAGAGAGGCUGUUGAAGCUGCGGAAGCCACUGAGGCAGCCGAGGCAGUAGCUGAAGCUGAAGCUGAAGCCGAAGCAGUAGCCGAAGCAGAAGCUGUAGAGGCUAAGGCAGUAGAGGCCAAGGCAGUAGAAGCCAAAGAAGCAGCAGUAGAAACUGCUCCAGCCACUACAGCCACGACCACAGGAGCCACAGACGAUACCACCAUCCAGGACGCCAACGACACCACGGCCGACGACACGGCGCACUCGGUCGAGAGUUAGUUAAAGUAGUAGUGUUAUUAU
Molecule: messenger RNA, 4393 nt
Organism: Scheffersomyces amazonensis
Lineage: Eukaryota; Fungi; Ascomycota; Pichiomycetes; Serinales; Debaryomycetaceae
Gene: SIN3
Product: transcriptional regulator
Exons: 3
Coding region: 155-4372 (1405 amino acids)
Biological process (GO): negative regulation of transcription by RNA polymerase II
Cellular component (GO): Sin3-type complex; chromatin
Molecular function (GO): transcription corepressor activity
Source: RefSeq, a predicted model, not a curated record